AUGAUGCCCCUGCUCCGGAGCCCUUCCGACAACGGGCAUGCCACCCUUGUCACCAUGCUUGGGAAGGCAGUUCGGGACAAUAUCACAAACGAGGAUCGCCUCGCAACGGAAGGCCCCCACGGAACGGCAGCGCAAAUCAUCCGCCAGUACCUGGAUCUUUCGGUUCCCACGAGUAUGGACGACCCCAUGGCGGUCAAGAUCAUGUACGCUCUGGACUGCGUCGUCAACCAUGAUACGGCCAUCAAGAGAAUGAAGAAGGAGCACAUUGUCGUGGAGCGGUGGCCGUUCACUUUGUUCCUUCGACCUGGCGAGCCCGGUGCCCGGGAGGAGAUCGACCGCAAGAUCGGUGGAGGCCUUUCGACUUUGAUCGGCUACCUCGAGUGA
Colletotrichum siamense is the source of this 384-nucleotide messenger RNA. RefSeq lists its product as uncharacterized. Bases 1 to 384 code for a protein of 127 amino acids. The transcript is spliced from 2 exons. Lineage: Eukaryota; Fungi; Ascomycota; Sordariomycetes; Glomerellales; Glomerellaceae. The record is from RefSeq and is a predicted model, not a curated record.